AUCUUCAUUCCAUACCCCAAGUCGAAGAAUUCUAGUUUCAAAUCAGUAUAAAUCAGUGAAGAAAAGAAGCGUGGCUCUAUUAUUGAAGUAUUUGUGUUUUAUUCUGGCUGUACCUGCAGAAAGAAUAGUUGUGCUUUGAAAUCGCGUUUCAGUGCUCUACCGGGUAGAACGUCCAGACGUUGCUCCCUUGACAUCUAAAACGAGCUCUCGGGAUUUCAGGAACCCCCUUCGUCCACCCUCCGACCCUUCCCUCAACAAACUUAUCUUGCUUGCUCUUGAAUUAUAAAUCUACAAUUUCUCUCGCUCUACUAUUGCGCGAACAGUUACAUUAACUGAAUUAUAUUUUGAAAUCGGAAGCGCCGAACCUUUUAGCUUUCUACUACUCAAAUCUCAACCUCGCGCGACAUCUCCACCCUUUCACCACCACUUCAACAAAACACGGAUCACAACGAUUGCCACUUGACGCACCUUGAUCCCCCCAAACGAGAAGUCGAUAUCGACUUUCUAUUACACUACUGCACAGAGACGUUUAGUCCACCCUCGAUCCCACCUUAUCCGUGACGCAAAUCACAGGCGACCAGGCAACUCGACUCUGCCUCUGUCAACAGCAACGACUCAACUACCACCACUCAAGCGAAAUUUGCAGCAACUGGAGGCUUUGAGCUCCUCUCCAUUCUAUUCACCGAGGCCGACUCACUGAUAUCCAACAAGUGAGUUACAGUCCUCUCAACAGCGAAACACGAUAUAGCCUGUAUCGACUUUCCGAGACGCACAUACAGCGAGCAAAACCGACCCCACUCCAACCCACCUCCUUCGAGAGGCCCAGACGUCAUGGCGGACCAGAACGAUGUGGAUCUCGAUUCCAUAAUAGACCGUCUGUUGGAGGUCAGAGGAAGCAGACCGGGAAAGCAGGUUCAGCUCUUGGAGGCUGAGAUCCGCUAUCUGUGCACAAAAGCUCGUGAGAUCUUCAUCUCUCAACCGAUCCUUCUGGAGCUUGAGGCUCCCAUCAAGAUUUGCGGCGAUAUCCACGGCCAAUAUUACGAUCUCUUGAGACUCUUCGAAUACGGUGGAUUCCCACCGGAAGCCAACUACCUCUUCCUGGGUGACUACGUCGACAGAGGAAAGCAGUCGCUGGAGACGAUCUGCCUCUUGCUUGCGUACAAGAUCAAAUACCCAGAGAACUUCUUCAUCCUCCGCGGUAACCACGAAUGCGCCUCGAUCAACCGCAUCUACGGCUUCUACGACGAGUGCAAGAGAAGAUAUAACAUUAAGCUGUGGAAGACCUUUACUGACUGCUUUAACUGCCUGCCCAUUGCUGCCAUUAUUGACGAGAAGAUCUUCACAAUGCACGGAGGCCUCAGCCCCGAUCUCAACUCCAUGGAGCAGAUUCGCCGCGUUAUGCGCCCAACUGACAUUCCCGACUGCGGCCUUCUCUGCGAUUUGCUCUGGUCCGACCCCGACAAGGACAUAACCGGAUGGUCUGAGAAUGACCGCGGUGUAUCGUUUACCUUCGGUCCCGACGUCGUUUCAAGAUUCCUUCAAAAGCAUGAUAUGGACUUGAUUUGCCGCGCUCAUCAGGUCGUUGAAGACGGGUAUGAAUUCUUCUCGAAGCGGCAAUUGGUCACGCUGUUCAGCGCGCCCAAUUACUGUGGAGAGUUUGACAAUGCUGGUGCAAUGAUGAGCGUGGAUGAGAGUCUGUUGUGUUCGUUCCAGAUUUUGAAACCUGCCGAGAAAAAACAAAAGUUCGGACGCAGAUAAAUCGACUCUUAUUUUAUUUUUCCCAUAUCGAAAUUACCACCCAACGCCGACUCGAAAUAUUCCUUUCCUCCAACAUCCUCCGCAGGUCGCCUGCCAACCUCUCUCUCCGUAUUCGACCACCCCAAUUCUUUCGACUGGUACGACCCGCCUCUUCGACUUCGCAAAACAUCACAUACGUUGCGCCCCUGGAUUUUGCCUUUCUUUUCGAACCUCGCUAUGAUUCAUUUUACGCAGACUUUUUCUUAACCCCGCCCAGAUUUUUUGCUUCAUGAGCCCGACGACCUCGCGACUGGCGCCUACGUGAUAUGGAAAAAUUAACGGGGGUAUUCAAUGGCCUGGUUGCCGGCACUGGGAAGUAGGGUAAGGGGAUGGAAGGGGUUUGUGUAUAUGACAUUUUAACGAUGUUGGGACGCAUGAGGGGGGCAUAUGUACUUGUCUGUUUGGCCGUGAGGCGAGCCGUGCUUCCCUGCACUGGCUUGCAAAUGAUUUCGUUAUGGGUAACUGGAGAUGGGAAUAAGGGG
Pseudogymnoascus verrucosus is the source of this 2279-nucleotide messenger RNA. It is a transcript of the gene PPH3, whose product is annotated as phosphoprotein phosphatase PP4 catalytic subunit. The transcript is spliced from 7 exons. The record is from RefSeq and is a predicted model, not a curated record. Gene Ontology annotation, cellular component: nucleus; cytoplasm. NCBI's taxonomy places the organism in Eukaryota, Fungi, Ascomycota, Leotiomycetes, Thelebolales, Thelebolaceae. Gene Ontology annotation, molecular function: protein serine/threonine phosphatase activity. The coding region runs from base 832 to 1758 and encodes 308 amino acids.